AGGAGCCCGUGCGCCGGCAGCGCCUGACGCCCGCCCGUAGCGGGGCAGCGCCAGCGGCCGGGGCCGGGGCGGCGGCCGGGAGCGCCCCCGAGCCCCCGUCCCGCCGCCAUGUUCAAGAAGCUGAAGCAGAAGAUCAGUGAGGAGCAGACGCCACCGCGGAGUCCCGGGGACCGCUCGGCCCAGCCCCAGGCCCCCUCCAAAUCUUCACCAACAGGGGACAGGAGCAGAACAUCUUCAUUUACAGAGCAGCAUGAUGAAGGCACUUUAACACCAGACAGAGAGCUGCUAGCUGGGAUGAUAGCAGAGCCUGCUUUUCUCUCUGAGUAUACUAUCUUUGCUUUGGAUCCCACCAAACAACCUAAAUCACAGAGUGACAAUGUGAAUGUAUCUAAGCAAACAGCCCCCAGGUCUGCAGACAACAGUGACAGUGAACCAUCUUCCCCCCAGUUGUGUGAUACUCAGUCUUUUGCACAGAAGCUUCAACUCCGGGUUCCUUCAAUGGAAUCUUUGUUUCGAAGUCCAGUAAAAGAGUCCAUAUUUCGCUCUUCUUCUAAAGAGUCCCUGGUACGAACUUCUUCAAGAGAUUCACUGAAUCGACUUGACAUUGACACCACUAGUCCCACAUUUGAUCCACCCUCUGAUGUUGAAAGUGAGGCAGAAGAGUUGCUGGGAAACAUGGACAGCCUCAGCAAGGAACAGUUAUUACAACGGUUGCGAAGGAUGGAACGUAGCUUAGGCAACUACAGAGGAAAAUACACAGAGCUAGUAACUGCCUAUCAGGCUAUCCAGAGAGAAAGAAAGAAACUUCAGGGUAUACUGAGCCAGAGUCAGGAUAAAGCACUUCGACGAAUUGGAGAACUACGAGAGGAACUCCAAAUGGAUCAACAAGCCAAAAAACAUCUCCAGGAGGAAUUUGAUGCUUCAUUAGAAGAAAAGGAUCAGGUUAUUAGUGUCCUGCAGACUCAGGUAUCCUUGCUGAAACAGCGGUUACAAAAUGGCCAAAUAAGCACGGAGCUACCUGAGCCAACUGUUCAGUCAGAACCAAAUGCUCAAAGUCCAACAACAGAAAUCAAUGCACAAAAUGUUUGGGAAUCGGGAGGUACUGGUGGCAAUGAAGAUUCUGCAAAAACACUAGAAGCUCUUAAUCUGAGAGUAAAACGUCAAGAAAACCUGCUACAGCGAUGUAAAGAGAUGAUUCGAUCACAUAGGGAUCGCUCUGCACAGCUAUCUAAUGAGAAAGAGGCUCUGCAGGAGCAACUAGAAGAGAGACUUCAGGAACUAGAGAAGAUGAAGGAGCUUCAAAUGAGUGAGAAGACUAAACUGAUUACUCAGUUGCGUGAUGCAAAGAACUUGAUUGAACAGCUAGAACAAGAUAAGGGGAUGGUAAUUGCAGAGACAAAAAGACAGAUGCAUGAAACAUUGGAAAUGAAGGAGGAGGAGAUAGCUCAGUUGCGUGCUCGGAUCAAGCAGAUAACUACGCAUGGUGAAGAAUUGCGAGAGCAGAAAGAAAAGUCCGAAAAAGCUGCAUUUGAAGAGCUUGAGAAGGCUCUGAGUGUAGCCCAGAAGGCAGAGGAAGCUCGGAAAAAAUUGCAAGCAGAGAUGGAUGAAAAAAUCAAAAUGAUAGAAAAAACAAGUGAGGAAGAGCGGGUAAACCUUCAACAGGAGUUGACCAGGGUGAAACAGGAGGUGGUUGAGAUUAUGAAGAAGUCUUCAGAAGAACGUGUUGCUGAGCUAGAGAAAUUGCAUGAAAGAGAACUGGCUAUCAAAGAGCAGGAGCUGAAUGAGAAGUUACAGACCCAAGAAAAGGAGUUCCAGGGACGGAUGAAGGCAGCUCUUGAGAAUAAUCAAAGUGAGUGCUUAAAGACAAUACAAGAAAAAGAGCAGCAGGAAUCCUUAGCCUUAGAAGAAUUAGAGCUGCAGAAAAAAGCAAUACAGUUAGAGUGUGAAAAGAAACUUCAGGACAUGCAGCAAGAAGUAGAGACAUUUAGAACUAGAAUUCUUGAGUUGGAAAGUUCCCCCGCGAAGCAUUCGCAAGAUGACAAAAGACAAAUGGAGGAAUUAACCACUCUUAUAGAGUCUGAAAGAAACAAGCACAAUAAAGAAAUCACUGGUAUGGUAGAAAAACACAGGGAAGAGCUAGAAAACAUGAAACAGCAGCAGGAAAAACUUUGGACAGAAAAACUUCAACUCUUAGAGCAACAGCAGCAGUCCCAGAUAGAGAAACUGAGAGAGAGACAUGAACAAGAAAUAGAUGCAAUGUUAAAAGAAAAAGAGGCAGUUUUCCAUGCACACAUAGAAGAGAUGAAUGAAAAAACAUUAGAAAAGCUUGAUGUGAAACAAACAGAGCUAGAAACGUUGUCUUCUGAGUUAUCAGAAGCACUAAAAAUACGUUGUGAGCUAGAACAAGAGCUCUCUCUAUUAAAAAGUGAUUCCACCAGAGAGAACUUGGAGCUUGAGGCAAAGCUGGAAGAACAGAAAAGCUUGCACAAGGAAACAGUUGACACAAUGCUAAAAAAGGAUGAAGUGUCUAUUCAAGGUAUUGAGAAGGUACUCAAAGAGGAAAUGAAUCAACUUAAACUAUUAUUGGAGGAAAAAGAAAAACAUGUGGAGGAAUUAAGACUACAAGAACAGAAGUUAAAGGAAGUAGCAGAAAGAGCUGAAGCUGAAGUUGGACAAGUGUCUGCUAAACUAGAAGAUCUCAGUCAGUCGCACCAAAAUAACUUCAGGGAGCAGGCAAAAAUGUACGAAGGGCAGUUAAUGGACCUGCAACAAAAACUGGCCAGUAUGGAAGAUGAAAGAUCACAUCUUAAAGAACAGAUUGUAAGAACUGAAUCCCAGCUGAAUGAAGUUAAGAGUGAAUUAAACUCUUACAUCUCCCAGGUACAUGACCUGAGGCAACAACUGCAAGAGCAAAGCAAUGAAAACUUGCAGAAAAUAACCUCUCUAACACAACAUUAUGAAUCUCAAAUGAAAGAUCUGAGUAGAGAGAUUGAUCGAGCAAAAACAAAUUUGGUUGAAAAGGAAAAUGAAAUUGAACAAAUGAAAAAACUACAGAAUGAGCAAAUGGAAGAGCUCAAACAGAAAAUAGUAGUCAAAGAGGAGAGAAUUAGUGCUAUACAAGGUGAAUAUGAAAAUAAAUUAAAACAGCAGGAGAGUAAGAUGGACAAAAUGAAACAAAAAGCAAAGGAGAUGCAAGAAACAUUAAAAAAGCAGCUCUCUGAGCAGGAAGCUAAACUGAAAAAAGAACUUGAAAACAAGCAGUUGGAAUUCAGUCACAAAGAGAGCGAGUUCAAUGCAAAAAUUUUGGAAAUGGCACAUGCCAGCUCAGCUGGAAUCAGCGAUGCUGUGUCAAAACUGGAAAUGAAUCAGAAAGAGCAACUAGAAAAUCUUGCAGUGGCUCAUCGGCAGGAACUGGAAAAAGUCGCACAAACUUGGGAAAAGAAACUGAGUCAGCAGGCUGAGGAGCUCCAGGAAAAGCAUGAGAUAGAACUACAGGAAAAAGAACGGGAAAUUGGAGACCUGAAGCAGAAUCUUGCCAUAUUCAGUGCUGAGAAGGAAAGGACUAGCACAGAGAUGGUUCAGCUGCAGGAAAAACAGGUGGAGAAAGAGAAAACUUUGAAUGAACUGCGGGAGCAACUGAAGUUGUCACUGGCUCAGGUUAGCACUUUGUCACACAGUGAAACUGACCUGAAGGCACAGCUUGAAAAACUAAAAGAUGACCUUAAUUGCUCCCUGAAGGAAAGGGCUGAACUUCAGGAACAGCUCAGUGAGCUGAAAAAAGUGGAAGAAGAAAGCCGGGCUAAGAUUACAGAACUUACAGAUACGCUACAAACAGUUGAUGAAAAACUCCAAACUCUGCAAUCCUUACACUGUAAAGAACGUGAAGAUUGCGAGAGAGAACUAGAGGGGAAACAUAUGGAGAUUCAGCAAAAAGAAGUGGAAUUCCAGAAGUUGUCCAAAGAGCUUACAGAUACUUACUGGAAGACAACUGAAGCCUUAUUGCAAACUAAAACUGAUGAGCUAAUUGAAAAAUGUAAUGAUAAAAUAAAGGUAGUAAUUUCCAAAAUUGCAGAUUGUCAGCAUCAAAUUACAAAAAUCAAAAAAGCAAUAUUAAUUAAAAAGUGUAAACUUCCUGAAUUAGAAGCACAACUUAGACAAACAACAGAAAACCAUACUGCUUUAAGCAGCUCUUUGCAGGAGUCAAGACAACAGUUACAAGAGAAGGAUAAUUUAAUUAUGUCCUUGAAAGCCGACAUCGAGGGCCUUAUAACUGAAAAAGAGAGACUGCAGAAAGAAGGAGGGCAUCAACAGCAGGCAGCAACUGAGAAGGAAACUUGCAUCACACAGUUAAGAAAAGAAUUAUCUGAAAAUAUUAAUGUUGUCACCUCAGUGAGAGAGGAGCUUCAGACUAAGGAAUCUGAAAUCUUGGCUCUGAACAAGAUGGUGUGUGAACUAAAUGCCAAACUUGAGAACAGCAUAAGCUUAACAGAAAAAGAAGAAGCCAUAUCUUUAUUAAGUAAGCAUCACCAAGAAGAUAAGCUACAGUUUUUAAAUCAAAUUCAGGAAUUAUCUUCCAGAGUUGUGACACUGAAUCAAGAAAAAGCAUCAGCUCUUGAGCAAGUAGACCAUUGGAUGAACAAGCUGUCAGAAUGGAAAAAGAAGGCACAGGUAAGGCUUACACAAAAUAAUAAUAUUAUUAAAGAGUUACAAAGCAAACUUGAGCUAAAUGAUACCCAAGCUAGCGAAAAGAAAGAAGAGUUAAAUCGUCUGAAGGAUGAGCUAGAUAAGCAAAGCAAAGAUCUAGAUAGUUUGAAAAGCAUAAUGGAAGAAAAGCAGAGCAGCAGGGAGAAGCGAGAGUCUGAAUUGACUGCAGAAUUAAAAAUCAAAACUUCGAGAAUUGCUGAGCUAGAGGAACACAUUGCUCAAAAAAUGACAGAAAAUGAUUUGUUAAUGGAAGAACUAAAGAGGCAUAAUGAGCAAAAAGACACUGAGCGAGAAGCGCUGGUUCAACAACUUCAGCAGACUGAGGCAGCAAUUGUUGAAAAGGACAACAGGCUUAAGGAUGCUGAAGAAAAAGUGCUGAGUCUUGAAAAGAAAAUGCAAUCAAUGAAAGCUGAACUUGAGGCAAAACAGAGGGAAUUUGAUCAAAUGAAAACUGAAAUGAUGAAAAGCAAGGAGGAGGAGUUGAAGGUGUUAGAAGAUAGGUUGAAUAUGGAAAACAGCGCCAAAUUAACAGAAUUGAAAAAAAAGGCAGAACAAAAAAUUGCUUCUAUUAAAAAGCAGUUAACCUCUCAAAUGGAAGAAAAAGACCAGCAGCUUAAGCAAGAUAUGGAAAGUCAGUUAAAGGAUUUAGAACAAAAAAUGCAGGAAAGAGAAGCCAAAAUUAUGGCCUUAAAAGAAAAAAUUAGAUCAACCAAAGAUUCAACAGACUUGGAGAGAGAGAUGCUGCAAAAAGUAGAAAAUGUCAAAAUUUCUAUAGAGCAAGAAAAAAACAACAUACUGGAGACACUGCGACAGACAUACGAAGAGAAAAUAUGUGCAUUACAAAAAGACUUGUCAGCAAAGGAUAAAUUGUUGGAGAAAUAUGAAAAACAGCAACAAGAAAGUAAUAAUUCAAAAGUAGAAAUGCAAAACCAAGAAGAACUCUUAAAAAAAGUAGAAAGUUCUGAGAGAAAACUAAAAGAGGAAGAAGCUGUGAUCAAAAGGCUCCAGCAGGAACUUGAGGAACAAAAUAAGAAAUGUUCUUUGCUAUUAGACCAUUGCAUACAACAUGAGAGUGAUUUAGCAAGAUUUAGAGAAGAAUUAAAGACUAGUGAACAAAAUUGUCUUGAUACUGAGAAUGUGAUUGGAGACUUCCAGAAAAAACUGGAAGAAAAAGAGAGAGUCUGUCAGUCUUUGGAAAAUAAGCUGAGAGAGUUGGAGGAUAAUUUAACAAAGGAGAAGGAAGCGCACAAAGUUGAGAUAAAAGAUGUGUCAUUAAAAUAUGAAGAAAAAAUACAAAGUCUUCAGCAACAGUUGGAUGAAAGAAAUGGUCUCGUAAAAGUGUUUGAAGAAAAUGCAGAAGAGAAGACUAAAUCUGAUUUGGAACUGCAAAAAUUACUGGGAGAUAUGCAGACCCAGCAGAAGGACUUGCAGGUUAAACUGGAGGAGGCUGAAAGGGAGAAGCAGAAACUGCGCAAAGAUGUAAAUAAGCUGCAGAAAGAUUUGCGUACCUUACGAAAGGAGCAUCAACAGGAACUUGAUAUAACGAAGAAGGAAUCUUUACAAGAGAUGGAACAGAAAAUCAGAUAUGAACGGGAAGACGUUGAACUAAAGCAUAACUCCACUUUAAAGCAGUUAAUGAGGGAGUUUAAUACUCAGCUGGCUCAAAAGGAGAAAGAACUGGAAACAGCUGUACAAGAAACUAUCAGUAAAGCCCAAGAGGUGGAAGCAGAGUUGAUGGAAUCUUAUCAUACAGAGACAACACAGUUGCAUAAAAAAAUUGCAGAAAAAGAUGAUGAUUUAAAAAGAACAGUUAAAAAGUAUGAAGAAAUCCUUGAGGCUCGAGAAGAAGAAAUGACAGCAAAAGUAAAUGAUUUGCAAACACAGCUGGAAGAAUUGCAGAUGGAAUACAAACAAAGAUUAGCAGAUGAAGAGCAUCGGAACAGUGAAGAAGUAACAGUAAUAGAGCUUCAGGCACAACUAGCACAGAAGACGACUCUAGUCAAUGAUUCAAAGUUGAAAGAGCAGGAGUUCAAAGAACAAAUUCAUAUCCUGGAAGAUCGAUUGAAAAACUAUGAGAAGAAUACGUAUGUUACAACAGUUGGAACACCUUACAGAGAUGGGAAUCUUUGCCAUGCUGAUGUCUCUCUCUUUGGAGAGCCUACUGAGUUUGAAUACUUACGAAAGGUCCUGUUUGAAUAUAUGAUGGGCCGUGAGACAAAGACAAUGGCAAAGGUUAUAACUACAGUGUUGAAGUUCCCAGCUGACCAAACCCAGAAGAUCUUGGAACGAGAAGAUGCUCGACCAUUGUUUACUUCACCUCGCAGUGGUAUCUUCUGAAUAUUUCAUCAGUCUGUCCUUAGUUAGCAUGUGGUCAUGGCUACGACCAUCUUGAAGAAAUUGUCAUAGUAAAAUCUUUCAUGACGACGCUGCUUAGAAAUACGGUCAUAUCUCUGUUCUCCUUUGAGAAUGAACAAAAGGAAAAACUAUUAUUCAGGGUCCCAAAUGGAGCAGCAAGACAACUUUGGACCAUGGAUAUAGUUUAAAACUGCCUUGGGAAGAGAUGCUAAUCAGGGGUUAUCUGGUGAUGAGUCUUUUCUCUCCUACUGAAUACUGUCUUCUAUUUUGUGUUUAAAAGUUAUUUUUUUAAAGGGGGGAAAAAGACUUUUGUCUAGAAAGGUUUUGCCUACUGCUAUAUUUGAAUGCAGGUUUCACUGGGUGUUUUUUAAGAGUUGAACUUCAUGGUUUGUCUCUUCUAUUUAUUUAUUUUUUUUUAUUUCUGUCUGAAUGAACUGUGCAAUACAUUUUUGGGUGGGUAGCAGUUAGUGGGCGACUUCCAGAUGAAUUAGGCCAUUUGACUAGUCCCUCCCUAAUAUGAUCUUUUGAUUGUUUGCUAAGGACUAUUUCUUUAAGCUUUUGCUUACAAUAAAUCCAAAUUGCAGUACCUCAUUUGUUUACUCUUAGCUUUUGUACUUAUAUUUUCUGGAGAAGAAAUACACUACUGUAAAUUGUAAAUAAUACAUAACUGUAUCAUAUGCUCAACUGUGACUGUUGGCAAUGCUAAUCUGGCAGGAGCUGAGAUUAAAUAAAAUUCUAUUUACUGUAUAAUUUUUUUUAA
Alligator mississippiensis (American alligator) is the source of this 7819-nucleotide messenger RNA. RefSeq names its product golgin A4 (gene GOLGA4). Lineage: Eukaryota; Metazoa; Chordata; Crocodylia; Alligatoridae. The record is from RefSeq and is a predicted model, not a curated record. Gene Ontology annotation, biological process: Golgi vesicle transport. The transcript has 26 exons. Gene Ontology annotation, molecular function: small GTPase binding. The coding region runs from base 109 to 7041 and encodes 2310 amino acids. Gene Ontology annotation, cellular component: Golgi apparatus.